Papaver somniferum (opium poppy) is the source of this 2132-nucleotide messenger RNA. Its product is annotated as vacuolar protein sorting-associated protein 9A-like. Lineage: Eukaryota; Viridiplantae; Streptophyta; Magnoliopsida; Ranunculales; Papaveraceae. The record is from RefSeq and is a predicted model, not a curated record. The transcript has 5 exons. Gene Ontology annotation, biological process: vesicle-mediated transport. Bases 301 to 1749 code for a protein of 482 amino acids. Gene Ontology annotation, molecular function: guanyl-nucleotide exchange factor activity; small GTPase binding. Gene Ontology annotation, cellular component: endocytic vesicle; cytosol.
CGAGACACACUGAGUAAAUCGCUGGGAGUAAAAUUCAGCAAAACACUGAGGUGUUAAAAGUUAAAACAAACAAACAAGAAGAAUACAAUCAAUACAGAUAGAUGAUGAUAAUGAACAACAAAAUAUACUAAUCUUUCUGUCUUCUCCCUCCGUCAUUCUGUAUAAACUUUCGAUCUACUUUCUCAAAUCGACACUGUUUCUUAUCCAUAAUCUCUUGAUUUUCAGUUUCACAUACUCAAUUUCCUUCUCACUAGUCAACUCUCCAUCCCUUCCACUGUAUUCAAUCAAAUUGGUGAAUAAAUGGAGAACGCGGAUGUCUUCGGUUCUUCGACGGCUCCCCUUACUUGGCAUGAUUUUCUUGAGCGGAUGAGGCAUCCAUCCGCCUCUGAUUUUGUCAAAUCCAUUAAAAGCUUCAUUGUUUCCUUCUCAAACAAUGCUUCGGAUCCGGAGAGAGAUAGUGCUGCUGUGCAGGAGUUUCUUGCAAACAUGGAAGGUGCAUUUAGGGCUCAUUCUCUUUGGGCUGGUUGCACGGAGGAAGAGCUAGAAAGUGCUGGCGAGGGAUUGGAGAAGUAUGUCAUGACUAAAUUAUUUCCUCGUGUAUUCGCAUCACUUGAGGAAGAUGUAAAGUUUGAUGAGCAACUAUUUGAGAAGAUGGCUUUACUACAACAGUUCAUUCGGCCGGAGAGUUUGGAUAUAAAGCCAACGUUCCAAAAUGAAACAUCAUGGCUGCUUGCUCAAAAAGAGCUACAGAAGAUCAAUAUGUACAAGGCACCAAGAGAUAAAUUGGUUUGUAUCCUCAAUUGUUGCAAGGUCAUCAACAACUUACUUCACAAUGCUUCAAUUGCUUCAAAUGAGAAUCCUCCUGGAGCUGAUGAGUUCCUCCCUGUCUUAAUUUUUGUCACUAUAAAGGCUAAUCCUUCACAAUUGCAUUCAAACUUGCUGUAUAUACAAAGAUACAGGUCUCAAUCGCGAUUAGUCUCAGAAGCAGCUUACUUUUUCACAAACAUGCUUUCUGCAGAGUCUUUCAUAUCAAACAUUGAUGCCAAUGCCAUCUCAAUGGAUGAAGCCGAGUUCGAAAAUAAUAUGGAAUCUGCUCGUGCAGUUCUAUCAGGCCUUGCGGAUGAUUCUGAAGUUUCAAGUCAUAGUGACCGAGAUUUCAGUCGUUCAUCGAGAACAGAAUCGUUGGAUUCCAAACAAAGUUCCUCAAAUAAGGAAAGGAAUAAUUUGCUGUCUGCAAUGCUCUAUCGUCCUACACCCCAGACAUCUCCAGUAAAACUCGAGGCUCAAGAUUCUAAAGACAAAAUUGUGAAAAAGCCCUCCAUUUCAAAUUUGGAGCAGACAGGUGCAUCUGAGCUUUUGAAGGAGGAUCAAAUGAGCACUGCCUUCCAAGAUUAUCCUUACCUUUAUGCACAAGUUGGGGAUUUGACGAUUAAUGACGUGGAUGGCCUGCUCAACAGUUACAAACAACUCGUACUGAAAUAUGUUUGUCUUUCUAAAGGAAUGUCUGUUACUUCUCCGCUCCCUCCUUUGCCUACAUCACAAAUUCAAACACAAACCUCCACUGAAACUGACUACCAAUCUGAAGACAGUAGACCAGUUGAGAAAGAUGAAGAAAAGCAUGAAGACAUGGCUAAAAAAGAUGAAGUUAUAGAUGAAGGUCCAGUUUUACAAGCUGAAAGUUCCGAAUCCAGUAUUACAGAAGAUGAAUCAUCAGCUGGGCAACAAGAUGCUGAAAAGGAAAAUACAUAGUCGUUUACUGUGAGGUCGAAAAGAAGGAUUAGUUUUCUGAAUUAGACUACUAUUGAAAGAGUUUCAGUCCAAAAGACUGACUAAAACCAUGAACUAAUGGUAAACCUCUUAACCUAGUAAAAUUUUGUUAGCCAUAUAAGUUUAUGUGGGAGGGUAACCCAGUAAUAUUUGGCUAGCCAUGUAAGUUUGUGUGGGAGCUCAGCCACGACAACUAGGUUGCAUUUAUUUAUGAAAAUAUCUCAUCCGCAACGGGUCUUCCUUGUAUCCCAUCUUGACCGAUAGUAGAAUUUGUUGCAAUUUAUGGCAUUCUGUUUCUUGUAUUCGUCGCAAUAUACGUUUCAAUGGAUCAUCAAUCUUAAUAGUGCAAGACUUUGUUUGGGAAA